Messenger RNA from Scylla paramamosain (green mud crab), 7963 nucleotides. Its product is annotated as vitellogenin-like. The record is from RefSeq and is a predicted model, not a curated record. Lineage: Eukaryota; Metazoa; Arthropoda; Malacostraca; Decapoda; Portunidae. The transcript is spliced from 15 exons. Gene Ontology annotation, biological process: lipid transport. Gene Ontology annotation, molecular function: lipid carrier activity. The coding region runs from base 110 to 7801 and encodes 2563 amino acids.
GCUACGUAGGGACUUCUUGGGCAAUGAAGGUGUUCGUCGCAAUCGUCGGCGAGGUAUAUAAGGGGGUAACGGCCAGAACCGAAACACCAGUGGCGAGUGCGAAGCCAUCAUGACUACGCACACAGUCCUGCUACUGGCCCUGGCGGCUGCUGCUGCUGCAGCGCCGUAUGGAGGCACCACCCAGCGCUGUUCGACGGAGUGCCCGUUGGCCGCUGCCAAGCUGUCUUUCACUCCAGGCAAAACUUACUCGUACACUUACACAGGAAAGUCCAAUGUACAGCUGAAAGGCGUGGAUGGCGGCAUCGUGGAGACACAAUGGGAAGAACAAGUGCUGCUGACUGUUCUCGGCCCGUGCGACGUGGCCAUCUCCUUCAAGGGCUCCAAGGUGGAUGGCAAGACAGGAUUGCCUGGGUCCGAUAAGUUGGAGAGGUACCCGCUGGUGGUGGCGAUGACCGACGGACGAGUGCAGCGCGUGUGCAGUCAUCCCGAUGACGAUACAUGGGCAAUCAACAUGAAGAAGGGCGUCGUUUCGGCUCUGCAGAUAAGCCUGCCGUCCCUCUCCAUCAGCAAUUCAGGACUCAACUUUACAGAGACGGACGUGCUGGGGACGUGCCCGACCUACUACGAGGUACAAGCUGAAGGUGCCAAAGUGCUGGUGAAGAAGGAAAAGAACCAUCGCUUAUGCCAAGAGCAUUAUCCUACCCCAGACGAGAUUAACCUGCCACAUCUGAUGGGCCCCUUGCCCAUCCAGGAGUCACGGUCGAGUUGCAGGCAAGAGAUCGACAGCGGCAUCAUCUCUUCAGUCGUGUGUGAGGACAAGAAGGUGAUAAGGCCAUCGUACGGCAUCUACAAGUAUGUGGAAGCCAAGCAAGAGUCAACACUGAGGCUCACCUCAAGCGAGGCUUCUGCGCCAGAUACCAUCUCCCGCAUUGGUCAGGACGAGCUGGUGCCCAGGAGCCUCCGUUACGACUACGAGACUGCAAAGAAGGAUUUCUCCCUGGUGCCAGAGCUGGAGCAAACCCUGAGAUAUCUCUGCGAGAUCACCACAGAUGGAGUUGAAGCCCAUGCCGCUGCACAGUUGAGCAAGGCCGUGCACCUGAUGCGCCUCAUCCCUGAGCAAGGUUUCAAUGAAAUCUACACAAAGAUGCGCAAUAAACAGAUAUGUCCGCAACACAGCAGGCUGGAGAGUCUGUAUAUGGACGCGAUUGCCUUCGUUCAUGAACCCGAAUCGGUUCCUGUGAUGGUCAAAGAACUGGUGGAAGGACGAGCCACCGGAACUCUCGCUGCCCUUUAUUCUACCGCAUUUUACCUCGUGCCUCGCCCUGAUGUGACAGCCAUUCGAGCACUAGAGCCUCUUUUUAAGUCCAAUGCUGACCUGAGUUCUGCGAAGCUGGCAGCCGCCUCCAUGGUGAACACAUACUGUCGCCACAAACCACACUGCCAUGAGGAAUCUCAUGUGAGAAACCUGGUGCAGGCUCUCAAGCAGAAGAUUGAGGAAGAUCUCGCGUCCUCUAGCAGCGAGGAGACUCAGAGGCAGACUCUGUCCGCCUUCAAGAGCCUUGGCAACAUGGGCGUCAUGACACCAGAGGCGGCUGACAAGGUGAUUCUCUAUAUGGAGAAGGAAAACAAAAAAGUCAGCAAUCGUGUAGCUGCUGCACAAGCCUUCAGGCUGACCAAGUGUCAACGUCCGGUGACACAAAAGCUUGUUCAGUAUGCCCUCCGUCCGGAGCAGCACACAGAGGUUCGCAUUGCAGCUUAUCUAGCUGCAGUUCGCUGCGCCAACUACGAGGACCUGCAAAAUAUUGUGACUAAGAUCUCCUACGAAGAAAACACCCAGGUUCGUGGGUUUAUCCUGAGCAACCUUCUAAACCUGCAACAGUCAGAUGCUCCAGAAAAGCAGAGGCUGCGCUACAUGCUGACGAAUAUCAUCGUGCCCCAAGAUUUUGAGGCUGACCUCAGGAAGUAUUCCCAAAACCUAGACUUCUCCUACUUCUCCCAAUCCCUUGGUCUUGGUGCUGAGGUGGAGUCCAACCUGAUCUACGCCCCUGGCUCCAUGAUCCCUCGUUCCCUGGUCGCAAACUUGACUGCAGCUCUUGAUGGAACCGGUAUUCCCAUCAACAUUGGAGAGAUUGGAGCUCGUCUUGAGGGUAUGGAACCGAUCAUCGCUCAACUUUUGGGACCUGCAAGCUACCUCAAGACGUCCAGUUACAGCAAGAUGUUCAAUGAUCUGGUCUCCUUCAUCCAAAAACAUUGGAGUACAAUUAAACAAGAACUAGAGGUCGCCAUCAGAGAGAGGAGGUCUGUAGACUAUGCAGCUCUUGAGAGUAUCAUCAGCAAGCUCUAUGGCCCUCAGUAUGGACAGUUCCAGGCCGACUUUUUUGCUCGCUUUCUGGGUCAAGAGAUCAACUAUGCCUCUCUGUCUGAACAGCUGCAGGACAUCAACAUACACCACUUAGUGGAAGCCUCUGUCCGGUACCUGAUGCAAAUGCUGAGCAGCUUGAAAAACAUGAACCUAGACAAGAUGAGGGCAGCUCACCUGGGACUGGACUACUCCUUCCCAACUAUUCAGGGCACACCGCUGAAGAUGACCUGGGAGACUGUGGCCGUAGCUGGAAUCAAAAUGGAAACGAACCUAAAUGGCCAAGGAGGUAGCGGUAGUAAACUCAAGAUCCUACCGUCAUUCUCUGUGGAGACACACGGCUUCAUUGGCUACGACGCCUACAUUUCCAAGAGUGGACUCAAGAUGAACACCACUGUCUCGAGCAGCAAUGGUGUCGCCAUCAAGGUGGGCGGCCAGAGCAGCCAAGAGCUACAGAUUGAGGUGGACAUCCCCGACAAGAUGGAAAUAAUUCGCGUUCACAGCGAAACGUUCCUCAUGAAACACACGAAAAACCAGCCAGAUACCAAGAUUCUGCCACCUUCCAUGCAAGACGUCAGAGUCCACCAUAAUUCAUGCUUCACUGCACUUGAGUCAGUGUUCGGUAUCAAGAUGUGCUAUGACGUCAACGUACCGGACAUCUUCCGAGCUAACGCUCUGCCACUGGGAUCCCCAGCCCUGGUCACACUUUCAGUCAACAAAAUAGAAUCCACCAUCACUGGAUACAAGAUAGCCGUUAAUGCAGACACAGCGACACAAGACAAAAAGUAUGCAGCCAAAGUCUCUGUAGUGGGCUCGUCUUCACCCAAGGAGGCCAAUGUGGAAGUUAACCUCAAGAAAGACAGUGAAUCUUAUCUUGCCGAGGUUAAGCUCCUAUCAUCUGUCACCCACGGCAAGGCCAGGAUUAACUUCAUUAACAGGCCCGAACAAAUGAGCUUCCAGGCUGACUUCUCCUUCACGAACAAUGGCAUGGAAUUUUUACAAGUAUUAAAAGUACAGAUAAAGAAAACGAGUACUACGAAUGGCAUGAAAUACGAGAUGGAUGUCUAUUGGAGCCCCUCCAACAGCAUCUCUCAGGAGUCCAAAAUGUUCACUGGACAGCUAACACUGGACCACAUGAUGCCUAGUAUGGUGAUGCACAUCUCGGCCGAGACCAAGAACAGCCUCAUGCAAUACAUUCCCUUCAGUCUUGAGGCCGUUGUAAACUUCAAGUACUACAACGGCGUGCCCCUCCCAGUGCGGAUGCGCCAACUUGAACUCAAGGCUGGCAUCGACGGUUGGAUGUUCAUAAUCUUCUUCCGCGACUCGGGAGAAUCCAGCCAGAGGAGUAAUUAUUCUUCGGGUCUCCAGCUGCUCCACGAAAAGGAGAUGCUGAUUGACUUCCAGGUUGACCUCCGCCUUCAGGGGACACAUGGAGUGGAUUUCAUAGAGCAACUCUUUGUUAACGCCAAGAUCGGGCAAACAGAGUACGAGAUGCAACAGAGGAUUGAGUGCCAGGAGACGAGGAGAGCGAUCAGUCUGCAACUUACUCGUAAAAGUGACAACGUGAAGCUGCUCGAGAUCGGCGCCGAGAAGGAUUCACACAAGAUCAAGUUUAUUUUCUGGGUUCAGAUGCCCGGGUACAUGGCGCCUAUCAAAAUGGCUGCCGGCGCUGUACAACAGGGAGAGGUCUACAAUGCCGAGGCAAUUAUCAUGCGUGGACAACAAAUAGUAGUGCAGCUUCACGGUCCUGUCACCUAUAUGAAUUCACCAACACUUGCGAAAUUUGGAGCUAACAUUAAAAUCAACAAUCUCUAUCAGUUCGUAUUUUCCUUCGAGUACGAAGAAAGCAAGCAAACUGUGCUCCUGGAGAUAAAGAAGGGAGAAGAAAUGCUUUUAUCUUUAGAGGGCAACGUUAAAACUCCAUCCUCUCAGGGCUUCUUCAUACAGGCCAAGCUACACAUACCUAUUUUGUUCGAUGGAAACACUGAGAUCUCCAUCACCGAAAAUGUUAUUCACAUCAGCACCAACACCCUCCUGCUGCCGCAUUCUCCUUCCCCACGUAGGAUCAAGGCUUUCCUGGAUAUCAACUGGAGCCAAAAACAGGGGCAGAUGAUGGUGCUCUGGAAUGCCGACAAGGAUUCAUCACAAAAGAUCGCUCUCGAUGUCAACAUCGUGCCGGAGAGUGGAAGGCCCGCUGAAGCAACUCUACACAUAAAACUCAUGCUUCUGAAUAAAGCUUACCACUCCAACAUGAAAGUAGUGGUGCCAUUCCUGCUGCAGCAGUACGGAGAGAGGAACAGCAUACAUAUGGAGGUAGAGGCAGCCGAGCAGAAGAAAUGGAUGCUUGAGAUCGGGGUUCAGAAACAAGAGAGCAACACCGCCAACGUUGACUUCACUUUCAAGAGCGUUAACAACAACAACUACCACCUGACGUCUGAUCUCAGGUGGCAGCGCCUCGAUGGCCCACUGUGCUUCGAGGUCCAGACUGGAAUCACAUUCAUUUCUCCGCUGAAUAAGCGCUCACAAUUUUUGCUGCAUGCCAAAAACCACAACUCACCUCAGCGGCGCAUCAUUCAUCUCAUGAUGGAAGCCUCAACACCGAGUACGCAACCGCCACUGAAGAUCAACUUCUCAUUGGAGAACAAGGACUAUUCGUACGUCACAAAGCUGCAAAGUGAGGUCAGCAGUCCUGAGACGGUAUUCAUGUGGCAGCUGGAGACCUAUCCAGAGGGUGGAGUAAAACGCUUAGAAAAUGCUAUCGAUCUCACAGCCAUUCGGAACGUAGUGAAAGUCGUGAGCAGCAUGGUGGGUUUGCGAGGAAGCUCACCCUUGGUCACCUCUGCCUAUCAGAAGAGAAACGCCUACCGUUAUCGCUACACCCAGUCUUCCCCUGGCACCCACUCCUUCAUAAUUGAACAGCCCUCCCGCACCGUGGAAGCCGAGACCACCUACUCUCCCUCUAAGGUGGGCAUCAAGUUCUAUCCGAACAGAGGUGAGAGCGAGGCCAAGUACGAGGUGUCUGGCGAGUACAUCGACAGCUUGUGGGGAGGCAAGUCCAGACUGCAGGGCCGAAUGAGCCAUCCCAUGUUGUCAAGGGACAUGACAGCGGCGGUAGAGUAUGCAAGAAGCGGCAGCAGUCAACAAGGAUCUUUCGAGUUGGAUGUCUUCCCUGAUACAGCUGACAAAAUCACCGGUUCUCUAACCUCCGUCCUGCGGGCAAACAAUACCAUCGCCAUCGAGGCUAAUCUUUCUGCCAGGGUACUGCAGGUGAAACCUAGAGUGAUGAUGGAGGUUUCCUGGGCAGCUCACACCGCGGCCUUUAAUUUCACCUUCCAAGAGACUCCGUCGUCACCAGAAUCGCUCAAGGUCUACGCCAAGUAUGACCGUAUCUCGAGGAAUCACGCAGCAGUGACCUUCCAUCUAGCAGGUGAGGGUCGCCCCACGAUGGACGUGUCCGGCGUAAUAGAGCCUCGCUACGGCCUUCACUGUGAUGGCUUCGCGCUGCUAGCUAAUGCACGCACCUCACUUCUUGGCAACUUCGCUGUCAAUUCGACUGUGUGCAGACCUAUGUUCCUCGAACUGGUCUUCAAGAAGCAGAAUUCCGAAAACGUCUACAAAGCUGCUAUUGGAAUUCAGUUGCCUUACAAAGCUGAAAUAAGCCUCUCCGAGAGCGACAGAUUCCAAACAUGGGAUAAAUACAUCUCCCUCAUCGGUAUCGAGCUUGCAACUCCACAUCGCAUUAAGAUCGACUAUAAAUACAGGCAGAACGAAAUGGCAACACUGAAGGAUUCGGUGUUGAAUGACGUGUACCGAAUUACGGAGGAGGUCUUGUUAUGGACGGAUCGAGUGUAUAGCGAAGUAAACCGACAAGCUGGACAGGCAGGCGUCCCAUUCUCCGCUCCUGAAAUCAGUCAGCUGCUGCAGGAGGUUAAGCGCGACAUCAUGGAGAUUUAUGCCGACGUGAUCUACAAUGACAUUUUGUACGAGUGGGACACAUUGAUGCAAAUUCUGCACAGGCCAACUGCCACCUUUAUCAAGGAGUUCAUUUUCCAGUCAUUGCAAACCAUGGCCCAUUCGCAAAGGGAGUGGGCAGUCUAUAUGGUGCAGCAGAUCAUGGAACUGAAGCAACAUUUUGAACCUGUUAUCAACAAAAUUACUGAAGCUGUGAGAGAGGUGGGUCAGUGGAUGCAUACUGGUGAGGAGCCUGAAAUGGUGCGUCGCCUGGUGGAGGAUUUGGAAAGAUCUGCCAUCUACCACAUUCUACAGACUCACAUAAUCGAGCCCAUCAGGGAGAUCUACCCACAGCAGUACCAGGCUACUAUGGAGGUUGUUGCUAAGGUCAUAGACACCCUCCGCCAUGACCUGCUCAUGAUGCAGCACAAAGUGUUGGCCUCGCCGACGCUGCACAGGAUUAUCCACAAGAUCGCCGCCUUGAGUCAGGAUGACAUACUGAGGCAGACGUUGGAGUGGUGGGAGAGCCAAGUGACGCAGAGUGUUCUCAUCAUCGCCCCAGAACCUGGCGUAUACCAUGUUGGGAUUCAAAUUCCACUGUACCGACCCAUCUACUCCCUCAUGCAAGUUGUGAACAUGACGAUGCAGUCCCCUCCUACUCUCUCGAAGAAGAUCCUCCUGUCCGCCGAGGGCUUUAGCCCUAUCCCAGUGAGCAAGAUUUUGAAGACCUAUUAUGAUUGGGUCCCCAGGAACUUGUCCGCAUUACCACUGACCUUAAACCGAUCUGCCCUGGUGGUGGGCGACACUGAGAUUUUCACCUUUGACGGUGUUCUCCUCCGCAUGCCUCGCUCAUCCUGUAAGGUGCUGCUUGCUUCCGUGCCCGAUGUGGUCUCCGUCUACAUGUCCCACCCUCAGCCCUCAGGGGCACCAGAGGUCACUUUGCAGGCUGGAUCCACCAAGGCCAUCAUCAAGCCAAACAUGGAAGUGGACGUCAAUGGUCGCCAGGUGCACGGCAGGCAGACUGUGGGUGACGUAGUCAUAGAAGUCAAUCCUCACUAUGUGACACUCGUCUCCCCAAUGUUGGGCGUUCAGUUGAUGAAGGAGGAGCGUGUGGUGAUGGUGAACGCAUCUACGUGGGUCUUUAACCACACCAGGGGCCUCUUGGGAUUGUAUGACAAUGAGCGAGCUAACGACAGAAUGAUGAGCAAUGGCAGGAACGCCUCUAGUCUGCACGAUCUAGUGAACUCUUGGCAGGAGAACCCCAGCUGUUCCACACCAUCCAUCACUCCAAUCGACCCCACGCAUGUUCCCGUGAAGGAAAGUGUUUUGUGUGACUUCCUCUUCUUCCAGAUGAAGCCAUGUAUGCCUGUGGUGAGCCCCAAGCCCUUCAUACAGAGCUGUCUCAUUCAGUCUCGCCCCUUCGAAGUAGCUCACUCCUACCAGUCCUUCUGCCGCACGCAAGGCGUCAUGUUUCCGCUUUCGAUCUUCUAACGACACGGACUAGACAAUGACUACUCACUGCUAAACAGGUUUCGCCUAAUGUAAGAUAGCAAAACAUGUCUCUGAAUUUUGAGAGACAUGAGAAAAGAAUAAAAAAAAAAGUAAAUAAAAUACAUUAAAACAAAUAGAUAAAUCAAUAAAUACUGCAAUUAU